This is a messenger RNA of Magnolia sinica, 876 nucleotides long. RefSeq names its product small ribosomal subunit protein uS9c. Gene Ontology annotation, cellular component: ribosome; plastid small ribosomal subunit; mitochondrial small ribosomal subunit. Bases 62 to 694 code for a protein of 210 amino acids. Lineage: Eukaryota; Viridiplantae; Streptophyta; Magnoliopsida; Magnoliales; Magnoliaceae. Gene Ontology annotation, molecular function: structural constituent of ribosome; RNA binding. Gene Ontology annotation, biological process: translation. The transcript is spliced from 2 exons. The record is from RefSeq and is a predicted model, not a curated record.
CUUCUUCAAAAACCCUUCCAUACAUUAGAAAAAACAGGAGAAGGGUCUCGCAGGGGCAAAAAUGUCAAUUUCCAUCUCAUCUCUCUCAUCCUCUCUCGCAGCUCUCUCCUUCUCUUCCCAAAUAUCUUCUAAGCCCAAAACCCUCACCUUCAUCCAAAAGAAAUAUCCCCAAAAUGCCCUCGCCCUGAAAACCCCCCUCGUCGUCGUCGCCGCAUCUGCCGCUGCGGUGGCAGCCACGCCUGCUGAUUUGGAGACGACGAGUAUCGAGAAGUACGUGAAAUCGAGGCUUCCUGGAGGAUUCGCUGCGCAGAGGAUCAUCGGGACGGGCCGCAGGAAGUGCGCGAUCGCACGCGUAGUUCUUCAGGAAGGGACUGGAAAGAUCAUCAUCAAUUACCGCGACGCCAAGGAAUACAUGCAAGGGAAUCCGCUAUGGCUAAUGUAUCUCAAAGUACCCUUGUUAACCUUGGGAUACGAAAGCAGUUAUGAUGUGUUUGUUAAAGCUCAUGGGGGCGGUCUCUCAGGUCAAGCUCAGGCCAUCUCUCUUGGCAUUGCACGUGCUUUGCUCAAGGUGAGUGAGAACCAUAGGGUGGCUUUGAGGAAGGAAGGUCUUCUAACCAGAGACUCCCGAGUCGUCGAGAGGAAGAAAGUUGGGCUCAAGAAGGCCCGAAAGGCCCCACAGUUCUCCAAGCGUUGAGGUCAGAGCUUUGAACACUUUCUAUCUUCCCAUCGUGUGUCUGUGGCACUUCUCAACAUCUUCUACUAGAAAUGUAUGUAGCUGGCGAUUGAUUUUAGUAUUGUGAAUUUCUUCCUUUAGCCAAAAAUCAAGAUGAUGAUGAGCACAUCGACUGCUCAUCAUCACAUGUGAAUUUGGGUAUC